ACUUUCACUUGCUAUUAAAGUUAAAGAACACUUAGCGAUAGAUCACAAAACAGUUUGGCAACAAAACCAACUUUAGCAGCCCACUAAAUUGACCAAUCACAGCUCGUGUACUAACUGAGAGAUAUAAUAAUGUUUGUUACUUCUCCAAGUGCACCCUAAAAUACUUUGAGGGCUCUAAAUAGAUAUGGUGUUUGGUCCUUCGCACCCAAAACACCCCUAAGCAAGAAAGAGCAUCUCAGAACCUUUUCAUAUGGGAUUCCCCCUUCCCUCUGCAUCUCUGGGACAUUUUCAGGCCCAGAUUUUACCAUCUCAGUAUAGUUGUAGGGAUGUGGACAAGAAGAAAAUAAGAAAUUCCUUCAACUACCUCUCCAGAUUAUGUUGUUAGUGUGAUUCUAAAUUUAAAAUUUAAUUUUUAACACCAUGACUUUCUUUUACCGGCAAUCCUCAUUGUUGUUUUGACUCGGUUGAUUUUUUUUCUCAGGCACAAUUUUUGCAUAUGGGCAGACAGGAACGGGUAAAACAUUCACAAUGGAAGGGGUGCGUACAGUUCCUGAACUGCGUGGAAUCAUCCCAAACUCAUUUGCACAUGUCUUUGGGCAUAUUGCUAAGAAGGAUGGUGACAUUAGGUUUCUUGUUCGAGUCUCAUAUUUGGAAAUCUAUAAUGAGAAUGUGCGAGAUCUACUGGGGAAGGAUCAGAAUGCAAAACUUGAGGUAAAGGAGAGGCCGGAUGUUGGAGUUUAUGUAAAGGAUUUGUCAUCAUAUGUAAUGAACAAUGCAGAUGAUUUAGACAAGACAAUGACACUAGGAAACAAAAACCGUUCUGUUGGGUCUACAAACAUGAAUGAACGAUCUUCCCGUUCACACGCAAUCUUCACCAUCACUGUUGAAUGCAGUGAGAAAGGACCUGAUGGUCAACACCAUGUCCGCAUGGGAAAACUGCAUCUUGUUGAUUUGGCUGGAUCAGAAAGACAGGCCAAGACAGGUGCAACAGGUCAAAGGUUGAAGGAAGCAACACAAAUCAACCUGUCCCUCUCCACCCUGGGGAAUGUUAUAUCUGCCUUAGUAGAUGGAAAGAGCACUCAUAUUCCAUACAGAAAUUCUAAGCUCACAAGACUGCUUCAAGACUCUCUGGGUGGAAAUUCCAAGACAGUCAUGAUUGCUAACAUUGGCCCAGCAGACUACAACUUUGAUGAGACAAUAAGUACCCUCAGGUAUGCAAACCGUGCUAAGAAUAUCAAGAACAAGGCUAAGAUCAAUGAAGAUCCAAAAGAUGCACUGCUGAGAGAAUUCCAGAAAGAGAUUGAAAGACUCAGGGCUCAGCUGGCAGAAGAGGGUGAGGGAAGUGGUGGUAGCGAGGUAAGUGAAUCUGAAGAGGAAGUUGUAGAGGAAGGCGUGACAGUCAAAAGAAAGAAGAAACACCGAAGAAAAAGCAUGCAUGCUCUUCCUCCUGAUAAAGUAGCUGAACUGAGAGCUAAGAUUGACGCAGAACGGGAAGAACUGAAGCAGAAGACAGACAUGGCUGAGGAAGAGAGAAACAAAGCUGCCAAGGAAUUGGAAAAGAGAGAAAAAGACAUCCAGGAAUCUGAACUGGAGCACAAAAAGCUUCAAGAUAAAUUGGCUGCUGUGGAGAGCAAGAUCAUUGUGGGAGGAGUGAACUUGCUAGAGAAGGCCAAAGAACAAGAAAUCCUCUUGGAACAAUCUGCUAAAGAACUUGCAGAGAGGAACGAAAGAGAAAAGCAACUUCAGAAACUUAUUGAGGAAAAAGAGCAAGAGAGGGUUGACAUUGAAGAGAAGUAUGCCAACCUUCAGGAAGAGGCUGCUGGCAAAACCAAGAAGCUGAAGAAAGUAUGGAGCAUGCUUAUGAGUGCUAAGUCUGAGAUGGCUGAUCAACAGCAGGAACACCAGCGUGAAACUGAAGGUCUGCUGGAUAGCAUCAGAGAACUACGUAAAGAACUUCAGUUUGAAACACUGUUGAUUGAGACAUUCAUACCAGCUGAAUUUCAGGAACUGAUAGAGCAGCAUGUUUCCUGGAAUGAAGAGAUAGGAGAAUGGCAGCUUCAAUUUGUGGCAUAUACUGGGAACAAUAUGAGGAAAGCGUCUCCAAGUCCAGACCCUAAAGACAAGAACAAAGAGCUCAAUGAUACAGAUAUAUCCAGUGUGUAUUUAAGUUAUGAACACAUUAACUACUCCAUGGGUUAUGAUGAACCAACUGUUAGGCCUAAAAGUAGUCGUCCAAAGUCUUCCCGCCCAAAGACGGCAGGCAGACCCAAGACUGGAAAGAAGAAAAAGUCAGAAGGUGAAGAUGGUGCGAGCAAAAGUAAAGAAGAUGAUACUGAAAAGUAUCCCCAGUCUAGAAGGCUUCUAAGCCCAAAGAAACACUUUGCAUAGCAAUUUAUUUUGCCCUGUUCCAAUAGGCAGGGAUUUCAUGACUUUGUCGGAUUACAUUGCACAGCAAUUGUAAAAGUUGCUUAAAAAACAUAGUUUGAAGACAGUUUAUUGUACAGAAAAUAGCCAAUUCCAGGCUCUCAUUUGUAUUGUAUUGACUGGCAUUCUUCAAGGUUCUCACAGGCUCUCACAGGCCCCAGUUUGUUUCUUACAAGCACGUGGAGAUGGCAUGGCCACCUCACAUGGUUUUACGACUGGCUUUUCAAGAUGGAGAUGUGACGUGGGCUUGGUUGUUCAAAAGCUGGAUGCCUCUGUUAACAGAAUAAGUUACUAUCCAGUAGAUAGCUCAGUUUUUUGUUCACAGUUAUCCACUUGAUGGUGAUUUGUUUGGUGGAUAGUGUUUCCACCCUUUGAACAACUGGUCCUCUAAAUUUUAAGUGAUGAAACUAGAGGUCAAAUGUAAUUUAUUUUACCAGAUAUCCUUUUUGGGAUUUUCUGAAAGAAUUUGCUUAUUAAGGAAAACAAUUUUUCUAGUUUGGCAAACAAAAAUAAACUUCAAAAUUCCAUUCUUACUGAAUUUCCAAAUUGUCUUGAUGGAAAGGCAUGGUAGUUGCAUGCAGUAUUUGACUAUGUAUUAUUUUAUUGUUUAUUUGAAAGGAAGCUAACCUGUACAUAGUGGAAUAAAAUUGGUUGAAGAAUAAUAGCAUAUAGUUGUUUUCAUGUACAAAUGUUUGGCUUAGGUUUACUUGCAUUUGGUAUUGUUUCAAAUUGAAAGCAUAUUACAUAUUCUGGUAUACUGGUAUUUUAAAAACAUUUGCCUUUGUGAUAUAAUUAAUAUUGGUUCCAGUCACUAAUGAUUAUGUACAUACAAAGUGAAGUUCUCUUAAAUUCAUAUAUAGAGCAUGUAUUUGCAAUAAAUGCUUUUAAACUACACCUUUCUCA
Orbicella faveolata is the source of this 3327-nucleotide messenger RNA. RefSeq names its product kinesin-like protein KIF3A. Gene Ontology annotation, molecular function: microtubule motor activity; ATP binding; microtubule binding. Lineage: Eukaryota; Metazoa; Cnidaria; Anthozoa; Scleractinia; Merulinidae. The record is from RefSeq and is a predicted model, not a curated record. Gene Ontology annotation, biological process: microtubule-based movement.